Pyrenophora tritici-repentis Pt-1C-BFP is the source of this 1008-nucleotide messenger RNA. Its product is annotated as LdhA, Lactate dehydrogenase and related dehydrogenase. Lineage: Eukaryota; Fungi; Ascomycota; Dothideomycetes; Pleosporales; Pleosporaceae. The record is from RefSeq and is a predicted model, not a curated record. Gene Ontology annotation, molecular function: oxidoreductase activity, acting on the CH-OH group of donors, NAD or NADP as acceptor; NAD binding.
AUGUCCCAACGAGCAGCUCUCCUCAUCGGCACGCUGUCACACGCGCAGAAAGAAUGGGAGCAGGUCUCACAGAUCGCAUCCAAGCUUCACACUUAUCCCGAUGGCAACCGAGACGACUUCAUCUCAAAAUGCAAGAGCGGCGAAUUCGAUGGUGUAUAUGCGCUGUACCGAAGUAACGACUCAAACCCAAUUACAGGAGAUUUCAACGCAGAACUGUUGGAGGUUUUGCCCAAGAGCUUAAAGUACAUCUGCCACAAUGGCGCCGGCUACAACAACAUCGACGUCGCAGCAUGCACAAAGAGGGGCAUUUCAGUAUCGAGUACACCAAUAGCAGUCAACGACGCGACUGCGGAUGUCGCGAUCUGGCUCAUGCUCGGUGCGCUCCGCAACAUCAAGCAAUCCUUCAUGGCAGUCAACAGCGGCAAAUGGCGCGGUAACUUCUCUCUCGGUCACGACCCAAAGAACAAGACGCUCGGAAUCCUCGGCAUGGGCGGUAUCGGUUCGGCAGUUGCGCAUCGCGCAAAGGCAUUCGGCAUGAAGAUACAAUACCACAACCGUCACCAGCUGCCCGGUAGCGAGGAGCACGGCGCCAAGUACGUAAGCUUCGACGAGCUACUCAGGACAUCAGAUGUUCUUAGCUUGAACUUGGCACUCAACCCUUCUACCAAACACAUCAUCGGCAAGGAGCAAUUCGCCGCGAUGAAGGACGGCGUAGUCAUUGUAAACACAGCGCGAGGCGCAUUGAUCGACGAGGCAGCCCUGGUAGACGCGCUCAAGAGCGGCAAGGUCUGGACUGUCGGAUUAGACGUAUUCGAGGAAGAACCCAAGAUCCACCCUGGGCUUCUAGAAUGCGAAAACGCUGUAUUGCUUCCCCAUGUCGGAACAGGGACAUACGAGACACAGCGCGACAUGGAGAUACUGGUCAUAGACAACCUGAAGUCGGCUAUACAGACCGAUAAGUUGUUGACGCAGGUACCCGAGCAAAAGAAGGACAAGGCGAAUAUAUGA